Messenger RNA from Manis javanica (Malayan pangolin), 8240 nucleotides. RefSeq names its product protocadherin 7 (gene PCDH7). Gene Ontology annotation, cellular component: plasma membrane. Gene Ontology annotation, molecular function: calcium ion binding. The record is from RefSeq and is a predicted model, not a curated record. Gene Ontology annotation, biological process: homophilic cell-cell adhesion. Lineage: Eukaryota; Metazoa; Chordata; Mammalia; Pholidota; Manidae.
CGAGGGGUGGGAUCGAGAGGGAGCGGGGAGAGAGGCUGCAAUCUCCUCCCCGAAUCGCGCACAGCGCUGCAGAUCCCAGUGCUCCGACAUGCGGGCCGAAUGCAGGUGAGGAAAGGCACGGACUCUGCGGCUGCGAACCCAAACUUGGGCACCGCGCGGGGCGCACAGCCCAGCCUUCGCCUCCGCGGGCGAACGGCUGCUGCGGUUUCAGGAGGCGGCUUCGUGACUAAUGACCUUGCGCAGAGUUGUUAAGAAAAAAGAGAAACCCGAGCUCUUGGGGGUGAGAAAGGACUGACUCUCUGAAGAUGGCUCGAGCUGCUCUUCGGCGCGCUGGGAAGACCCGGACGCGGACUGCUGUGUGACGCGAGUGGUCUAAACUGCAGGGUGCCUGAAGCGACCUGCCGGGGAUUUUUCAUUCUCUAUUUGUUGACUGGUUUCCUCGCUGCCAGAGGAGAGUCGGAGUUGAGACUGGAUUGUUGCUGGCCCCGGCACCUCGUGCAGGAAGCGACUCCCGUUUUCUUGGGCAGCCGGAGCAGAAUCUGGGUCUGGAGUGAGUGGCUGGAACGUGAAUUGGACUCAACUCGAGAAGCAGCCAAGAACAGGGUUGCCAAGCGGCUGAAGCUGCCGGCACGCUCCCCACCGUUUCCCUGCUCCACCUCCCGCCUGCCGGAGCGGUACCGACCCCAUCCGACAGAGCGGAGACCCAAGCCCGGGAACCUCCGCCCGCUGCGGGAAUGACUCUGGGGGAGGUGGGGGGCGCCGGGCCCGCGGCGCGCAGUGUCCCGUGAACUGUGAGUACUGCGACUGAACGGCGGCGGGCGAGCGGGCGAUUAGCACCCGGUGCAUGAAUUAUGAAACAAUAACUUUCGGAAGAAGCUGGAGGAAAAAAAAAAAAAGGAUCUAUCGUUGUUCCCCUCUGGCCACUCUGCACGCUGCUUUCCGCCUCCCUCUUCAUCCUCUCUCUCCUUCCUUCCCGGUGAGCGGAGAAGCCUGGGAGAAGGGCAGGCGGCCGGCCCCGGAGGCGGGAGCGAAGGGGCUGUGACUAGAAGGCACAGUAACAGCAGCAGCACGAGAAGAUGCUGAGGAUGCGGACCGCGGGGUGGGCGCGCGGCUGGUGUCUGGGCUGCUGUCUCCUCUUGCCGCUCUCGCUCAGCCUGGCGGCCGCCAAGCAACUCCUCCGGUACCGACUGGCCGAGGAGGGCCCCGCAGACGUCCGCAUCGGCAACGUGGCUUCGGACCUAGGCAUCGUGACCGGCUCGGGUGAGGUGACUUUCAGCCUCGAGUCGGGCUCAGAGUACCUGAAGAUCGACAACCUCACCGGCGAGCUGAGUACGAGCGAGCGGCGCAUCGACCGCGAGAAGCUGCCCCAGUGUCAAAUGAUCUUCGACGAGAACGAGUGCUUCCUGGACUUCGAGGUGUCGGUGAUCGGGCCGUCGCAGAGCUGGGUGGAUCUGUUCGAGGGUCGGGUCAUCGUGCUCGACAUCAACGACAACACGCCCACCUUCCCGUCGCCCGUGCUCACGCUCACGGUGGAGGAGAACCGCCCGGUGGGCACUCUGUACCUGCUGCCCACCGCCACCGACCGUGACUUCGGCCGCAACGGCAUCGAGCGCUACGAGCUGCUCCAGGAGCCCGGGGGCGGCGGCGGCGGCGACGGACGGCGCGCCGGGACUGCCGACAGCGCCCCCUACCCCGGGGGCGGCGGGAACGGCGCGAGCGGCGGCGGCCCCGGCGGCUCCAAGCGGCGGCUAGACGCACCGGAGGGAGGCGGCGGGACCAACCCGGGUGCCCGCAGCAGCGUGUUCGAGCUGCAGGUGGCCGACACCCCGGAUGGCGAGAAGCAGCCGCAGCUGAUCGUGAAGGGGGCGCUGGACCGCGAGCAGCGCGACUCCUACGAGCUGACCCUGCGUGUGCGCGACGGGGGCGACCCACCUCGCUCUUCUCAGGCCAUCCUGCGGGUGCUCAUCACCGACGUGAACGACAACAGUCCCCGCUUCGAGAAGAGCGUGUACGAGGCUGACCUGGCCGAGAACAGCGCCCCGGGGACCCCCAUCUUGCAGCUGCGUGCCGCUGACCUGGACGUUGGGGUUAACGGGCAGAUCGAGUACGUGUUUGGGGCGGCUACGGAGUCCGUGCGGCGGCUGCUGCGCCUCGACGAGACGUCCGGCUGGCUCAGUGUUCUGCACCGUAUCGACCGCGAGGAGGUGAACCAGCUGCGCUUCACCGUCAUGGCCCGCGACCGCGGGCAGCCCCCUAAAACUGACAAGGCCACAGUGGUCCUCAACAUCAAGGACGAGAACGACAACGUACCGUCCAUUGAAAUCCGUAAAAUCGGGCGCAUCCCCCUCAAGGACGGAGUGGCCAACGUGGCCGAGGACGUACUGGUCGACACCCCCAUCGCCCUGGUGCAGGUGUCCGACCGAGACCAAGGCGAGAAUGGGGUGGUCACCUGCACCGUGGUGGGCGACGUGCCCUUCCAGCUCAAGCCGGCCAGCGACACGGAGGGCGACCAGAACAAGAAAAAGUACUUUCUGCACACCUCGGCCCCGUUGGACUAUGAGACCACCCGGGAAUUCAACGUGGUCAUAGUGGCGGUAGACUCUGGUAGCCCCAGCCUCUCCAGCAACAACUCCUUGGUUGUGAAGGUGGGAGACACCAAUGACAACCCGCCCGUCUUUGGCCAAUCGGUGGUGGAGGUUUACUUUCCCGAGAACAACAUCCCUGGAGAGAGGGUGGCCACGGUGCUGGCGACAGACGCGGACAGCGGGAAAAACGCAGAGAUCGCCUACUCGCUGGACUCCUCCGUGAUGGGGAUUUUUGCCAUCGAUCCUGAUUCAGGGGACAUCCUCGUCAAUACGGUGCUGGACCGCGAGCAGACUGACAGGUAUGAGUUUAAAGUUAACGCCAAAGACAAAGGCACCCCGGUGCUGCAGGGCAGCACCACGGUGAUUGUGCAGGUGGCUGACAAGAAUGACAAUGACCCUAAGUUUAUGCAGGACAUCUUUACCUUUUAUGUGAAAGAAAACUUGCAGCCCAACAGCCCCGUGGGGAUGGUCACGGUGAUGGAUGCUGACAAGGGGCGCAAUGCGGAAAUGAGCCUGUACAUAGAGGAAAACAGUAACAUUUUUUCCAUUGAAAAUGACACGGGGACCAUUUAUUCCACAAUGUCUUUUGACCGGGAACAUCAGACCACAUACACAUUCAGAGUUAAGGCUGUGGAUGGGGGAGAUCCUCCCAGAUCAGCCACAGCCACAGUCUCUCUCUUUGUGAUGGAUGAGAAUGACAAUGCUCCCAUGGUUACCCUUCCCAGAAACAUUUCCUACACUUUGCUGCCACCUUCAAGUAAUGUCAGGACAGUAGUAGCUACAGUCUUGGCAACAGACAGUGAUGAUGGCAUCAAUGCAGACCUUAACUUCAGCAUUGUGGGAGGGAAUCCCUUCAAACUGUUUGAAAUUGAUUCCACCAGUGGUGUGGUUUCCUUAGUGGGAAAACUGACCCAAAAGCACUAUGGCUUGCACAGGUUGGUGGUGCAAGUGAAUGACAGUGGGCAGCCUUCCCAGUCCACCACCACUCUGGUGCAUGUGUUUGUCAAUGAAAGUGUUUCUAACGCGACUGUGAUUGACUCCCAGAUAGCCAGGAGUUUGCACACGCCACUCACCCAGGACAUAGCUGGUGACCCAAGCUAUGAAAUUAGCAAACAGAGACUCAGUAUUGUCAUUGGGGUGGUUGCUGGAAUUAUGACAGUGAUUCUAAUCAUCUUAAUUGUAGUGAUGGCAAGGUACUGCCGGUCCAAAAAUAAAAAUGGCUAUGAAGCCGGCAAAAAAGAUCACGAAGACUUUUUUACACCCCAACAGCAUGACAAAUCUAAAAAGCCUAAAAAGGACAAGAAAAACAAAAAAUCUAAGCAGCCUCUCUACAGCAGCAUUGUCACUGUAGAAGCUUCUAAACCAAAUGGACAGAGGUAUGACAGUGUCAAUGAGAAGCUGUCAGAUAGCCCGAGCAUGGGGCGAUACCGAUCUGUUAACGGUGGGCCUGGCAGUCCUGACCUGGCCAGGCAUUACAAAUCUAGUUCUCCAUUGCCUACUGUCCAGCUUCACCCCCAGUCACCAACUGCAGGAAAAAAACACCAGGCCGUACAAGAUCUACCACCAGCCAACACAUUUGUGGGAGCAGGAGACAACAUUUCAAUUGGAUCAGAUCAUUGCUCUGAGUACAGCUGUCAAACCAAUAACAAGUACAGCAAACAGCCAUUUCGUAGAGUGACGUUUUCUGUUGUGAGUCAGCCUCAGGACCCACAGCAGGGGUCCCUGCAGAGUUGCUAUGACAGCGGGCUGGAGGAGUCAGAAACACCAAGCAGUAAGAGCUCAUCAGGGCCAAGGCUGGGUGCCCUUCCACUCCCAGAGGACAACUAUGAGAGGACCACGCCGGAUGGCAGUGUUGGUGAGGCAGAGCAUAUGGAAAAUGACUCACGACCUCUUCCAGAUGUAGCCCUGACUGGGAAGUGUACUCGCGAGUGCGAUGAAUACGGCCACUCAGACUCCUGCUGGAUGCCCGUCCGCACUUCUCCAGAGAGGAAGAAGAGCCAGCCCAAACUCUCCACUUUCAUGCCUGUCGAUGAACGAGGAAGCCAGGAAAAGCUGGCCAAUGGUGAGGCCGCCAUCAUGGGCGACCGCAACAGAAACCUCCUGAACAAAAAGUUGACCUCAUCCUAUGAGACCUUCAGUGCAGCGAGUCUCAGCAAAAAUGAGGAAGCCAACCCUGAGGAUAUUCCCCUUACCAGAACAGGAGAAUACAAGCCAUCUCCCGUCAAUACUCUCACUAGAAGAGAAGUUUAUCUGUAGGCUAUAAAGAGCAACAGCAAAGUUCUUUUCAUGUAUGAGAAGGAGAAUAAGGGGCAAAACCCUUACAGAGUAAAACCAUUUAAUCAAAAAGAGGGGGCUACCAAAGAGACAAAGCUCUGCCUGCCACUUCUGCCUCCAGAUCAGGCCUUUAGUGAUAAUGUCAGCCUGAUUGUAAUGUACAAUGUAGAAACCAUCCUUGUUACUUGCAUGUUGAACCCCCUCACUGAUUAUUCCCAGCACUCCCUCUCCCUCUUCCCCACCCUGCUCCAAAAAGAAGAGAGAAAAGAAAAAAAAAGAUGGUUGCAAGUUUCUUUGAUGGUAACAAGCCUGAUGAGCAGAACACAACACACACUCAUCAUCCCUAAGCUGAAGCAUGAUUUUAGUCACUUUGAUUUAGUUCAAAUGUCAACUGGCUGGUCAAUAAAAGCAGAUACGGUAAAAUGUGUUUCAGACAUACCAUCAGAAUAUGUUUAAUCACCAUAAAAGGAAAUCCCUAAAAAAAUGAUUGAGUCCCCCUGAAAGUCCAGUCCCUAUAAAGGGGGUCUCUAUAAGAAACAUCUUGGGAAGAUCACAGUUUAAUAUUCUAACAAAGACUGAAAGCUGAACAGUACCCAGUUGGAGACUGCAAUCCCAAAUUGCACUCCUUUUCAAAUCAGGACCAUCAAUCUCAAUUCCAUACAGUCGUCAAAUAUUCUUAGUAUACACACAAUCUUGAUUGACCACAUAAAUCAAGUACACUAAAAACAACUUGUAAACAUUAUAUAUAUAUUUUUUCAGAACAGCACCAGUGUUAACAACUAACUGGAAAAAUUGUGUCCUUAAAAGGCCAAAGAUCAUAUGGCAGAUCAGGGAAUCAUGAAGUAGGUUUGGUCUUGACAUGGAAAUCCGUUAAGCAACAAAAGCAGCUGAACCCAUGGACUGAAACACUCCAACACUAGUCUACUUUACAUCGUCUCUAUACCCAAAAAACAGGCAUUUCAUUUUGAAAUGGAUUUUCAUUGAAAGCUCAGAUGAGAUGUAUUUUUGGUAUUUUAAUAGAUAGUUAGUUGAGGUUCGACUUUAGUUUCAAAAAAAUAUCAGGGAAGAUUCCACUUUUUGUGGGAAUGUAGGGAAAGAAAGAUACAUGGCCAUACAGUCUUAUAACUUAAGUCCACUAUUAUCACUUUAAAAUUCAGAUUUUUCCUGUUGGUCUUAUUAUCCACAUUUCAAAUUACCAAUUAUAUUUGUUUACAUGUUCAGUGCAUGCCUCCAUAUUACAAAAGUGCAUUAAUUUUGAAUCCUGUGCAAUGUAGCACUAUUUUGAGAAUCACAACAUUGAAACAAGGUGACACCCUAAUUGACUUUGUCAUUAAUGUGAUUCAAACAUUUUUUAAUAUAUGUCUUAAGAUAAAUUCAGACUCAACAUGAUAAAAUGAGUUCUGGGUAGUGACAUGUCUCAUAGUAUGUACAUCUCAAGGUUGGAAAAUAUGUAGCUUUUUUUUAGUGUAAUAAAAAAACAGAAUAUGCAGAGUUGUGUCACUUUCUCUAUAGAAGAUGAUUUAAUACAACUGUAAAUUGAGCUGGGAUAUUCAGACAAAAGUGACAAUCCAGGGACAAAAUAAGGGGUAACAGGUGAAGAGACAAACGUUCCCAUCACUGAAUGUUUGUAACCUGGUUAAGACAGAGCCUUGAUGGCUCUCUAGCAAACUGUAGAAACAAUGUAAUUUUGGAUAGUUUCAUGCUUUGCAGAAUUUCUUAGACUAUAAGGUGAAGCAGCCUGGAAUAUAGGUUGUUAAUUCACUAUAGGUCAUCAAAGCUUAUCUUUGAAAACCACUUCUUUCGGGGGGUACUCUUUUGGGGCCAUUUCCUUAUGCUCUUUCUUAAAUGGAGUUUUCAUUGAUGCUAGUUUAUGUAUAAUAGUUAGGAUGAAAGAGGAUAUGUAAUUGAAACAAAAACAUUAGACUAAAAUAUCAAUAAUUAAACAUGUUUAUGUUUGAUUAUUAUUUACAUUUUGGAAAGAUGCAAUUCUAGUACUUUGUUAGGAAACUGCAUUAAAGCAGUUCUGCCUUGUAUAAUCUGUAAGUACCUAUUAAGACAAAAUACUUCUAAAGAUACUUAUGAAAUGUAUACAUAUUUUUUCUUGCACGUUACAAAGGAAAUAUUCAAUUGCAUAACACAGGUGUUCAAGAAACAUUUUAAUGCAUUUUUUUUCAUUCAUGAAACACAUGAAACCAUUAGAUAGCUCAUUACACUGUAUCUUAAAACCCUUCAGUUGUCUAUAAAGCUAAUACGGGUCAUACUGGACCUUCAGAUUAAUUUGGAUCCACAUUCCCCAAUUACAUUCACACCACAUUCAGGACAGUCAUGUCAUUGUCAUUUAACUUGUGAGCCUCUCUUUAGAACUAAAAUGGGUGUGAAAGAAAAAAAUUCAGUGUACUGUAAGUAUUCACAGUAAUUCUAGUAGAAUUAGCUAUCAUAACAUGCUUAUACAAUGAACUGGCAUGACACAGAAAUAUAUUUUGUGUUUGUAUGACUUUUAUUUUGAAUAGGUUAAAUCUGGUGCCACUUCAUAUAUAGAGUGCUUUUGAAAAAAAAUCAAUAAAAAGAAACAAAAAAUAAAUAAAUGAGUGAAUGCAAAAUAAGCAACUGUGCCUUUUAUACCUGUUGUUAUGGUAAAAAAAAAAAAAGGUUGUUGGGUUUGGACAAUGAGGGAAAAUGGGCUAUUCCCGACUUUUUGAUCCUGUAUAUUUAUCCAUGUUUAUUUUCUGGAAAUAAUAAAUAAUAUAUUAAAAAUUUGCCUUCUGACAAACUCAGAUAAUGGACCAGUCUUAAAUAUCGUUCAUUCAUAAAAAAAAAUUAAGGCAUUGAUAUGGGUUGCUUAAUUCUCACUCAAAGGCUAAAGCAUUCAUUGUGAUAGUAACACAGACAGAUAUUAUAAGAGGUGAAAUCAGUCCAUUUUGCAAGGUAAAAUAUUGAUUUAGAAUUCUAUUCUUUAUUUCAUUUUUGUUCCUUUUCUUUUAGCUACUGCUUCAUUUUGGUUGUACAGUAUAUAAACCAUACUUGCUUUCUGUACACAAGAGUCUCAAGUGAACUUUGCAUGCAUUACACAUUAGGACACAUUUAUAAAUUAAUGAGUAGCUAUACAAAUUUAUGUGUAUUAAAACAUCUGUAGCUUCUGUCUAAAAUCUAAUGUUCAUUCUCAACCUCCAGAUAUCAUUUCCAUAUGGUUUCUGACUGGCCUGCUGCCUGAGUUUCAAAAAACAAGGGAGGCAUUAUUUUUAUGGAAAGAGAAACUAAGAUCGUACUGAAGAUGGCUGGCUGAAAGGCUGCCCUAGGAAACUGUCUUCUAGGAAAAUAAAACACACAGACCAGAAGAAGUUGCCAAGAAUCAAAUAGCCAUCCGAAAACAAGCAUGAGAAA